Molecule: messenger RNA, 2294 nt
Organism: Nannospalax galili (Upper Galilee mountains blind mole rat)
Lineage: Eukaryota; Metazoa; Chordata; Mammalia; Rodentia; Spalacidae
Product: formin-like protein 20
Exons: 2
Coding region: 33-998 (321 amino acids)
Source: RefSeq, a predicted model, not a curated record
ACAGGGCGAUCCAGAAAUCUUCAUCCGAGAACAUGGCCAGAGCCCGGGCCGCUCCCCGACCUCCAACCGCCAGAGCGAUCACAGCCGCCCCCCACACGGGGGGGCUUAGGGGGGCCAAGAACGGUAAAUCCAGGUCGGAGUGGCCACCCUUCGGCCCGAAAAACGCCAGAAGCCAAAAGGGGUUCUCUGCCUCGGGGUCCAGCAGUCUAGGUUUCCACGGACAGCCCCAGGGCGGCGAAUCCCGAGCGGACACAAAGAGAGCACCGGUGGCUUUGAUCUCGGGCGAGCAGGCUCCGCAUCCGCGUCGCCGGGCGGCCUCUCAGUCCCAGGGCCCGGCCAGCGCCCCGGCCGCCCGCGCCGGGCUCGGGCGGAACGUCGAGGCUCUCCAGAUGGAACGUCGAGGCGCCUCCCCGGCAGCCCGGAAGGAAUGCCGCGGCGCCGCGCGCCGGGCCCGGAUGGAACGGGAGCCCCUCGCAGGCGCCGAGCCCCUCUCCCCGCCCGGCCGGCGCCCCGGGGCCGCGCGAGCUACGGCGACGCGGAGCCGGCGGGGCCGCGGGGCCGAGCCUGACACACACCCAGCGCCGGGCUCCUCGACCCCGAGCGUUCCCCCUCGGCGGCUUCGCGCCCCCCACCUUCUGCUCCCCCCGGGGAAGGGAGGAGGGUUGGUGGGCGAGGAAGAGGAAGGGGCGGGCGGUGCGAGCCCUCUGCCCGCUCCCCUCCGGCCGCUCCAGGCCCAGCGCUCGCCUCCCUUCCCCUCUGGCCUGGGAGCUGCCCCGCCCCCGGCCCGGCCGGCUGUGGUCCGCGGCCCCCCUAGACCCCCGGCAGGCUGUGAUGGCGGGGGGCCUAGAGGUGCAUGGCCCAACCCCGGCUCCCGGCGCCGGGGGGUCAGGAAACUGAGCGGAAAGUGGGGAACGAGGCAGCCAUUUGCAACCGGAGAGGAAAGUAGUGCAGCGCGGCGCCGCUCCGCCUCCCCCCUCCGCCUCCUGCUCGGCCGGUAGGGUGGUUCCUGCGAAGGGGCUGUUUCCCGGCCAGAGAGCCGGGCAGCGGUCGUGGAAAUCCGGAAAGCUUCCGGCGCGAGAUCCGGAGGGGCCCUUUUGCCGGGGGAAGCCCACUCGAGAAGGGGAGAAAGGAGAAGAUGAGGCCCUAUUUUGUGUUGGAGCGGGGCGGCGGAGGGAGACAGCCCUCUUGGAGGAAAGGCUGUGACUUUGCAGUUCUACGCACACGCUCCGGGAUCCCUCCGCCGCAGGUUAACCCCGACUGCGCCGAGCCGGCAGCCUGGCAGACACGUGGGAAUGAAGCCCCCUUCCUCUUCGCCCCGGCCCUGGAACUGCCUCUUUUACCUCCCGGGCGGUGAAACCAGGAUUCUGGCCAUUUUCUAAUGCUCUUCUCCUUUAGUCACUGGUCCUUGCAACUCCUUGCCUUGACUAGAGACAAUCUUUGCCGAGAGUGGGAUGGAGGAAGAGCCUGGAGAUUGGCCGCUGCUCUGCAUCCUGGGAACUGGAGUCCACAAAUGGAGAAAGUGAGGCACGGCGCUUGGCGCUGCAAAGGGUGGGCUCUUGCCACGUUCGGGAGCCGGAAGAAAAUUGGACGAGCACCUAGUCUUCUUGCAGAAGGACUGUAGGUGCCCUCACAAUCACCACACACACUACCUCGCCCCCCAAAACGUCAAUCCAGAGCUCCCCUUCCGUUGCAGAGUGCCCCCCACCCCACAUCUAGUUUUUCCGAAAUCUUCAGAAACUGUGUUCUUUCCUUUUCAACGAAGGUGAAAAGAUUGAGGCUAAAAUUGAGAAAAUUGUCGAAGGAAUCACACCAAGUGAGAAGUUAAUCCAUGAUUCAAACCAAAAGCAACAUUUUCCCCUGGGUUUAAAAAAAAGAUUUAAUAGGCCUUCAAGAAGGCUCAGCAGGUACAAGGGGCUUAUGGCCGAACUUGAAGCCCUGACUUUGAUCCUGGGGCCCCACAAGGGGAAGGAGAGACCCGACUUAGCAGGUUGUCCUGAUCUCCACAUGUCUAUGUUUCAAUGUGCACAAAUACAAUAAAUAAAUGCAAUAAAAAAAGAUUUGAAAGUGGAAAGAGGCAGGCGAAUUAGGUCUGGGGCUACUUUUGUGGGAAAAGAUACAGUAAGAUUCUCAUGGAAUUGUGCUAUAUCCGAAUAUGGCCAUUAGCAACAUGUAGCUAUUGAGCACCUUUAAAUUUAGGUGGUGAAACUCAGUAACUUUAAAUGGUAACUAUGUUAAACUUACAUAGCUAUAUAUGACUUGCACUUCCAUGUUGGACAGUGCAGAUUGGGCCAUAG